CGUGGUCGAGUUCUUCAAUGGCAGAACGCAGAUGAAGGCUGUGCUGGUGGAGGAAGCUCCUGACGAGGGGGCCUUAUGCUGCUUGUGUGGAUAUCCACUGCAUGGCUUGCCCUUCUACACCACUGAGCCACAGAUCUUCGAUGUCCAUUUGAGAUGUGCCGAGUCUUACUGUUUCUUCAUCCAAGGCCAUGGCCAUGGCCAUGGGCAGGAGAAAUCAUCUUCUCCUGCUCCAGCUAACCAUCACUACAAACAUGACAAACAACUUGCCGGCCGUUUCCAAUAUCCUUGGCAACCACCACAGCGCAACAUGUAUGGCAACGUACUUUACCAUGCACAACCGCCUUCUUUCUAUCAUCAUCCUUACUAUCAGCCGUCGCCCCAAAAUCCAUGUCCCAACGUGUAUGGCAACGUACUUAACCAUCCACAGCCGCCUCCUUUCUAUCAUCUUCCUCACUAUCAGCAGCCCCCAAAUAUUCCUUUCCUCCCACUACCAGCUGCUUAUGGUUCCACUUCCAUCAACCAGCAAGCCGCAGGUAAUAAUCAAGUGUGGAGACCAACAAAGUGGGGUACAUCGACGGCAGCUGUUAUGAUUGGUUCAAAAACUAUACCCAGGAGGUUGCGGCUAGUAUGAACAUUAUGUCUGGAGAAGAACAAGUAAUCGUGGAUAAGAAGGGUACAUUUAAGUUAGAGGUAUCCGAGCCUUAUGAGAGUGACAUUGUUCAGCUAAAGGAUAUUAGUUUUACAUUUGACAGCCUUUACUAUUCUUCUUUUGCCCAUGACCUUACAUGAAAACCAAACUAAUAUUUUUCUACUUAAUAUUUUCUAUUG
Zingiber officinale is the source of this 828-nucleotide messenger RNA. RefSeq lists its product as uncharacterized. The transcript is spliced from 3 exons. Bases 32 to 631 code for a protein of 199 amino acids. The record is from RefSeq and is a predicted model, not a curated record. Lineage: Eukaryota; Viridiplantae; Streptophyta; Magnoliopsida; Zingiberales; Zingiberaceae.